Messenger RNA from Columba livia (rock pigeon), 6889 nucleotides. RefSeq names its product UBX domain protein 7 (gene UBXN7). Bases 89 to 1558 code for a protein of 489 amino acids. The record is from RefSeq and is a predicted model, not a curated record. Lineage: Eukaryota; Metazoa; Chordata; Aves; Columbiformes; Columbidae. Gene Ontology annotation, molecular function: ubiquitin binding. The transcript is spliced from 11 exons. Gene Ontology annotation, cellular component: nucleus. Gene Ontology annotation, biological process: proteasome-mediated ubiquitin-dependent protein catabolic process.
GCGGGCAGGGGAAGGGCGCGGGCGGGCGCCGCGCCUGCGCAGAGCGCGCGGGCCGGCGGCGUGCGUGUUGUUGUGCGGCGGCGGCAAGAUGGCGGCGCACGGGGGCCCGGCGGCCGCCGCGGCGCUGAAGGGGUUAAUCCAGCAGUUCACCGCCAUCACGGGUGCCAGCGAGAGCGUGGGGAAGCACAUGCUGGAGGCGUGCAACAACAACCUGGAGAUGGCUGUCACCAUGUUCCUGGACGGCGGGGGGAUAGCGGAGGAGCCCAGCACCAGCUCUGCAGGGGUGUCUGCAGUUCGCCCCCACACCGAGGAUGAAGUACGAGCUCCAAUUCCUCAAAAACAGGAGAUUUUAGUAGAGCCUGAGCCCUUGUUUGGAGCUCCUAAAAGACGUAGACCUGCGCGCUCAAUAUUUGAUGGUUUUCGGGAUUUCCAAACAGAAACCAUUCGGCAGGAGCAGGAGCUACGGAACGGAGGGGCGGUGGAUAAGAAACUCACCACUCUUGCCGACCUCUUCAGGCCUCCCAUCGACCUGAUGCACAAAGGCAGCUUUGAAACGGCCAAGGAGUGUGGUCAGAUGCAGAACAAAUGGCUCAUGAUAAACAUUCAGAACGUGCAGGAUUUUGCCUGUCAGUGUCUCAACCGCGACGUCUGGAGCAACGAAGCUGUGAAGAACAUCAUCCGCGAGCAUUUCAUUUUUUGGCAGGUGUACCACGACAGCGAGGAGGGACAGAGAUACAUACAGUUCUAUAAAUUAGCCGAUUUCCCUUAUGUCUCCAUCCUGGAUCCCAGGACGGGCCAGAAACUAGUGGAGUGGCACCAGCUGGACGUGACGUCUUUCUUGGAUCAAGUGACCGGGUUCCUGAGUGAGCACGGACAGCUGGACGGCCAUUCUACCAGCCCUCCCCAAAAAUGCUCUCGUUCAGAGAGCCUCAUCGAUGCCAGCGAGGACAGCCAGUUGGAAGCUGCCAUCAGAGCCUCGUUACAGGAGACACAUUUCGAUUCCUCGCAGGCCAAGCAGGAGAGUCGGUCAGAUGAGGAGUCAGAGUCGGAGCUUUUUUCCGGAAGUGAGGAGUUUAUUUCGGUUUGCGGAUCUGAGGAGGAGGAGGAAUCGGAGGCUCCUGCCAAGUUGAGGAAAUCUCCGCACAAGGACUUGGGGUACAAAAAGGAGGAGAACCGGCGGGCUCAGCCUGAGCCCCCCACAAGGACUGACCCGGGGACGACUUCAAAUCACAGAGCGCUGCCCUGCGGGGACGCGGGGAUGCUGGAGGAGCCGACUGACAAGCCUGAAAGUACGUUUCAGGGCCUAGAUGUGAAUGGACCAAAGGCACAGCUGAUGCUCCGGUAUCCAGAUGGGAAGAGGGAACAAAUUUCACUGCCCGAACAAGCUAAGCUGCUGGCUCUGGUGAAACAUGUCCAGUCGAAAGGUUACCCCAACGAACGCUUCGAACUCCUCACCAACUUCCCCCGAAGGAAACUCUCCCACCUGGACUAUGAGAUCACGUUACAGGAGGCCGGCCUGUGUCCUCAAGAGACUGUCUUUGUGCAGGAGAGGAAUUAGCACGAGUCCUGCCAGCCUUCCUCCCCAUCCCUCUUCACCUGGGACACCGACUCUUGAAAUAUGCAGUUGAGGGGCUGGGAUCGCAGUGCUGGAAUCGGGCCCUUCUCUCGCUUCUUCCUUUCUCCUCCUCUACUGACCUAACAGGAGCGUUGCGAGUUUUAUUUCCUUCUCAGCUUGGGCCCUGCGGAGAGCACGGGGAAGAACAUCUUCCCUUUGUUUUCGUGGGAUAGAGCGAAACCAUAACCUCUGUACCCAGUAUGCUGGGGCUUGGAGUGGCCAUGACACACGUACCCUUCUCGCUGCUAUUCCUAAAUCUGUUUGGUUUAAUUUAUUUUUGAAAAUAGUGUGUGGUAAGGCACUGAAUCAUCUCUCUGUAAAGGAGAGUGUGUAAUCUUCAGUAUUUCCUUUGAUUCUCUACACGGUCUCCAUUAACCUUGCGGCCUUCUCAAGGGUUCACUUAUCUGGGGUUUGGGAGGAGCUGUGGUCAAAUACUCUGCUCCCAUCUAAUUUAAAGGCUUUUAGAUUGCGUGUAUGUUUUCCUCCUGCUUUAAAUGCUGCCGGUGGACAUAGUAAAAGAAAAAACAACCAACCAAAAAAGAACCACCACCCAGCUAUGGUCUAUAUGGCAUUGACUGCUUGGCCCAGGGGAAAAGCUGCAUUUCUGCUGGUGGGGUUUCCAGAUGGUCUCUCCCCACCAUCCCCUACACGUCUCCUUUUUACUUUCCCUCAGGAUUAUGCGAAUGAUGAAGGAAGGUGGCAGGAUACCGCCAAGAUUUUGGGCUCUCCGGAAAAUACCUGUUGUAAAAAACUUGAUUGUUGGCUUUUAGCACCGUGUUUUGUUUCGCUUUCCCCAGGAGUGACCGAGCUGUGCGGGGGUUUCAGAGCGCUGACCGUGACUGAGCAGGACAGCGAGUGCGAGGCAGGUUGUCUUUCAUUAAUUUAAAAACAUGCACAGCCUUGUCACGCUGUGGACUGUUUCCAUGUCAGUCUAUAUCUGGGAGGUGGUAUGGAAAGCGACCAGGUUAUUUAGGCUUUUUUUCAGCUCUGGGAGCUGGCACCAAAGUCCUGGGCCGUGCCUGUUUGCCCAGUGUCUUCUCUAGACCUUGAGUUGUCGACCCGUUGGUAUUUCAGUGGGAUCAAAGUUAACUAACAUAGCCAUCCUCAAGUUGGGCCUUAAAUUUGUGCAUUUACAACUAAGAACUCGGUUUAGCGUGCUCUUCAUCAGUGGGGUAAAAGGCAUGUGAGACCUACCAUGACUGCUAAUGUUUCUGCAGCUGUCAGACGAUUAUGCUUGUUAAAGAAAAAAGGCUUAAGUGAUCAGAAAUUUACCAUAGACUAAAACUUUUCAAGCUGUUUUGUCCUCAAUUUCGUACUAGCCUGCGUACCCUGGAGUCUUUAAAUGUAGGAAAUCACAGAAAACGCCUCACAUUCCCCAUGCUGGUGUUAGCUCACCACUGUCUUCUGCUCAUCGUUGAGGUUUUACAUGUAAUCAUACAAUUGUAUAAAUUGAUUUCCCUUCUGCACAAAACUAUUUUGUGUUGUGUGGCAAGAUGUGCUAUCAGGAAAGCAAAGUCUGGUCACGGUUUCCUGAUCAAUGGUUGAUGUGGCACCAGAUUUGUGGUGGCGGCUGGGAAGGGAAUCGUGAAGCCAGCGGACGAGUCGGGAUGUUGGUGUUUGGGCUGUGAAGCAGCUGAAAGGUCCUUUGUGUCCCUAUGAUAUCCAAAUUCAUCACUCGGACAGGAGGAAACCCUUUCUGUGUAGGUCUAAUGCUUCCUAAGUAGCUUCGGGUGUCUCGUUGAAAUAACUCUGACCUUCUUUUUGCCUUGGAACGCAUUCCCUCUGCUGUGGUUAAGCCACAGGAAAAUUCCGGCGGGCUGCCGGCAGGACAUGGCACUGGCGCGUGUACAGAUGGUCCUUUGGUGUCCCUUGGGCAGGCCAGCAUGGGAGCGCCUUGACCUUUCUGCUCUCCUGCCUUUGCGGUUCCACCGCUCCUGUGAGAUGUGGCGGGUAGGUUGUGUUUUCUGGUGGAGGGCCAGCUCUGUUUUGGACAGGCCUGGGUUUGUACCUGCUCUUGGAACGUGGUUCCACGUUGGCUUUUGUAGCAGUUAAGUUAAACAUUCAAAAUUGACUCUGCCCUUUCAGUGCUAGGUCUGUCUUAUUGGUGGCUUCUCUUCUCUCUUGUCCCUCUCUUCUUCGUCCCUCUCUUCUUUGUCCCUCUGCUCUCCCCUACCAUACAUGCAGCUAGGUUGUUAUUAAUGUCUUGAAGCAAUCUGAUAUAAAGUCAUCACUAAUCUGAUAUAAAAUCCUCCCUGUAUCAGCAGCAGGGAAGCGGCAGGGAUCCUGAACUUUUCCCAUCAGUUCUUCCCCUGGAGAGACUACAGGCUGCGUGGUCCCGUACCAGGAACCUUCCUUCCCCCGUCGCUCGGAGCCAAGGCAUCCGACAGCUCCUUCCUUUCCUCUGUGCUCAGAAGUAACCUCACACUCAUCACCUCGCUCUCCAAACCAAACCGGGAGCCCUAGGUCAGUCCGCUCUUCAUUCCUUUUGUUACGCGAGGAAGCAAACGUUGCCUGCAGCAGGUUUAUUUUUAAACCAUUGAGGAACGCGUCUCUUGGGCGCAGUAAACGGUUUUGCUGGCUGGUGUGGCGGCACCAGGAGUGCUUCUGCUCUCACUUCAUUUUUUGUUUCUUGGAGUUUUAUUUAGAAAAAUAUUACUCUUUUAAUAACCUAUUACUCUUUUAAUAACCUAAUGUGUGUCCAUCAGCUGUGCUGCUGCUGUUUGCACCAGCCGGGAUAGAACCUUUUCACGCCUUCAUUCAUGUUUGAAGCCCUUUGGAGCUUGGAGGAAUGUGACUGAAAAUGUCACCCACGUUAUAGCUGUGGCAGCUUGUAGCAGUGAAGGUACAAGCUUGUUGGGCUCCGUUUAUAAACCAUUUGUCACAAUCAUUUCUAGACGUUCAGUCUGACGCUCAAAUUGCUUUUGGCAAGGUUGGAAAAAAAACGCCUUGAGUCUCAGAUUGCAAAAGGAGAUGUUGGAACAUACAGGAGAGAGGAAAGAAAUCCUUCAAAGGCUGUGGCUUGUGGCUUCCCACGGGUGUUGCUUGGCCAUAAUUUGGGUGUCAUGUCCCCCUGAGUUUGUAGGAGCAGAAGCACAUGUGGACGGUGGGAAUAGAGAACUGAACAGAACUAACGUGUUUCAGGCUGUAUCCUGGUGAUGUUUUUGCUGUUGGCUUCUCCCUUGUGAUCCUUCAGAGGCCCGGGGAAGGAUUUGGGGUCUUCCCAAUCAUACCUGCACUAAAUCAAGCUGAUUGAGCAGCAUCAACCUCGCAGCAUUCCCUCCCAGCAGCAAAAGGGCAGGUUAAAGGCUGCACCAGAUGUUUCUGGGCGUACACGAGAGGCCGUGAGUUGCCAUCUGUGAUUAUUACAUUUCUGACGUUUGGGGGCUGAAGUGUGUUGCCCUUCCUGAGAAAUCAGAUAAGUUAACACCAUUAUUAAAAGAAUGCACAUGUGUGCACAUAGUAGCCUUGUAAAAUAGUUGUCUCUAAAAGGGCACCCAAAGGUACUGUUGUUCCAAGUGGAUUUAAACAGCAAUUUUGCAUCAGCGUAGUUUCCAGAGCUGCUUCACUAUUACAGAACAACACCUCUCAUCCGUAAAGCACAUCCCUUGUUUGCUAGUGCAAACAGCAUUUCACAUCGUCCGCGACUUUCUUAGCUGCAUUUUUUAAAGAUUUUAUAUACUCAGCUGCACCAGCUUAUACCAACUUCCAUUUACUGCUGGUUUGUGCCCUUGCAGAAACGGGCAGCCAGUUUUAGAACGUGUUUUAAUAAAUAAACCUCACUGCUGAAGGGCCGGGUGUUGGGAAUUGCUGUUCUUGCCCAAGCACUGAGCUUGUUCGCAGCGACUCAGGAGCCACAAGGGCUAAAGGAAAAGCAACUUUCUUUUGGGGACAAGGCGUCACUUGUGCUGCGUUUGUCAGGUUCCAAACACUGGGGAGAUGCAUCAAAUGUGGUGGGUUUGGGUUCUUUCUAAACCGUGUGGAAACAGAUAACACCUGUGUGGGAGUGUCCGUGUGAAUGGGAAAACGUGUCAUUUCAGGAAUUUCUUUAAUGUUUAUGCCUUCUUAGUUUGUAGUAAAUGUCACUGCUUGCUGAUUCCUCUUUAGUCAAGUUAGUAAGAAUAUUCCCAGAGGAGAAGGGGUGGCAGGGAUGCGCUUGAGACGGGUGAAGUGCAAAGUCUCGGUCCCGCACCGACUGCAUGUGCCUUGUCGAGCUGAUUUAACAGAUUCAAAUCCCUCUUCUAUUUAUCCCUUUCCAUUUAUUUAUUUUAACAGAAAAUACUUUCUACAAACGCAACAGCUGCGGGUUUACAGGCGAAACAAAACGCGUGUGUCGAGCCCUAUAUUGGCCAUCCAUGGUGUUGGCAAGACCGACAGUCGCGUGUUUGGAGUUGAUGUGAACACAUUUAAUGACCGGCUGUUGAGGUUUGUUGGUUGACGUUCUGCAAAGAGAGUCUUGCCGAGGUUUUCUCUGUGCGAGCCCAAGAUCUCACCGCGGUUUAGUGAUGUUAAUGUCUGCUCCUGAACUGGUGAGGUUAAUGGAUUCCCUUUCGGUCGUGGUGUACAGGGCGACUUUUACUCCAGUCUCCUUUUGUCCGUGAGAUGCUUAAUGUCUGUCCGCCCCCAAUAAAUAUAGCCAUAUGUAUAUACUUAUAUAUACACACACAUGUGUUUUUAAUCGGAGAACGUGGCACUUGACAUCAGUGCCUCAACCUGCCUCAGUUUAAAUGGGUAAGUAACGAGUGAUUGCACAAGUUCGGGAUUUGAUCGCCGUCAUUAAUUACUGUGCUGCAGUACAGAGAAAAGUCAUUUUGUAAUUGCUCGUUAAAUGCUGCUGAGACUUUGAGGUAUAGCAGGAUCAAUGGUAGAAGUCUGUGGAGCGGGGGGACAAGGUGCUAUUUUAGAGAACAGAUGUACAUGAAGAACAUCUGGGUAAAACCCCACUCAGAGACACGGUGCCUCAUCAGAGACACCGGACCAUAGGGUAGAUGGUUUUUACAAAAUGAGCCUGUUUCCUCUAAUUGAUGAAAUUAGGGUUUCAAAAUUAUGUGUUUGCCUGUCGGUUUUUACAGUAGUCACCUUAUUCUUCAAUGAUGGCGACUCCAUGUGGGAGGAGGGAGAGGAUUAAUUGGGAAGAUUUCAGCUCACUGUGCUGGGAGGGACCAAACUCAAGGAAACCUCUGAUCUAUAUACACAACUGCUGCAUUUUUUUAUAAAUAUAUGUAAAUGUCCUAUUGUAAUAUUUGAUCCUGGAAAUAAAACAAACUGUUUUCAGUA